Ostreobium quekettii is the source of this 1350-nucleotide messenger RNA. NCBI's taxonomy places the organism in Eukaryota, Viridiplantae, Chlorophyta, Ulvophyceae, Bryopsidales, Ostreobiaceae. The record is from the annotation of a GenBank genome assembly.
AUGGGGCCCACAAACGGGGUAGAGGACAGUAUGCACCUACCAGUAGCCUCAAGGAUUCCGGUAUAUCCAGUGCCUACUAACUGUCACUGGGGCACGCAUGAAGAGGAAGGCUGGUCAACCCAGCGCCCUCAGACAUGUGCUGGAGUGAAGCCAACGUGCAGCCGCUUCUGUGAACUUCUUGAGGUUCCAGCGAUUGACCAUGGCUAUAUAUUUCAGGUGGUGGAGGAGGCAGGUGAUACAACGGUCUGCAACGGCUCUGAUCACAGAAUGCCUCUGCUGCAAACCCCUCUCACUUCCGUAUCUCUACAUGGGUGGGGAAAGGAAAGCCAUUCAGUAAACUUGGGGACUUCAGUGCUCGAGGGGGGCAGCGAUCACGAUGGGGAUUUCGAAGUCAUGGUUCAUGGGGAUGGAGUGGAUGCAGGAGAGGUGGACAGGGGCGACGUGGCUGGCUUCCAUCUGCCUUGGCAUGGAACGCCGCUGUCGCCACAGCCAGUAGAGGAAAUUCUGGAUAAGAACGGCCUCAUGUGGGUACUGGAGGCACGGUUUGGCAGGUUACCGCCAACCAGGAAAAUUGCUUCCCAUUGGAAGUUUCCACAGCAGCAAUGUGGGGAGGCCUCCAAGCAAAAGAAGAGGCAGCCAAGGCGGCGCAAGGACAAACCUGACUAUACCUGUCUUCCUGAGAUUGACUGCAGUUCACUAGCACCAGCUAAGAGGUUCAAUCGCAUUGACCUUCUAACGAGACGCCCUGCUCACAAACUGAUUCAGGAAGAUCCGUAUUAUGAGGAGCCGUUUGCUUCCGGACUGUUCUUGAGGCCCAACGACCGCAGUGGCGGUCUACCUUGUGGGCUGCCAGGGGAGGCUGGGGGAAACCUUUUGCAAGGGAGCCCUCAAGGUGCAGGACUGGACGAUUUCAAUGAUGAUGGCGAGGGAGUGGGCAUUUCUGGCCCAGACUAUGACUGGGAUGAUGGUGGUGAUGGGGUGGAUGAACAUGAUGACCUCAUUGCUGCACCGGGAAGGACAGUCGCCUUUGCACCCAUCAGAGUCGCAGCAAGAAUGAAACAUGUUGACAUUGGUGCUCUGAAAGCACACCUCUGGCAAGAAUUGUGCCAACAAUCGGACAAUCCAGGGACCUCCUCGCAGACAGGCAGUGCUUUCUCAGAAAUCGUCCGAUCUGUGCCGGAAGCAGGGCAGGCAGGACGACUAGAAGACAUAUCCCCACACAUGUGCUUCAUUUGCCUGUUGCAUCUCGCCAAUGAACAUGGUCUUCAACUCUCUGGCAGUGAAAUGCUUGAUGAAGUGCUUGUUGACAACAUACCAGAGAACAGCAGAUCCGGCAGGAUGAAGUGCUGA